This is a messenger RNA of Chenopodium quinoa (quinoa), 1284 nucleotides long. RefSeq lists its product as uncharacterized. Bases 1 to 1284 code for a protein of 427 amino acids. NCBI's taxonomy places the organism in Eukaryota, Viridiplantae, Streptophyta, Magnoliopsida, Caryophyllales, Amaranthaceae. The transcript is spliced from 2 exons. The record is from RefSeq and is a predicted model, not a curated record.
AUGCCAAGAAAUGGUCCUGAAUACAGGGAAGGAGUAAAUAAUUUCAUACAAUCUUCACUUAAUACUUCAGCCUUUAAUGGGAGGAUUAAAUAUCCAUGUAAGAGAUGUGCUGUCACUGUGUAUCUUGAUCGUAAAGAUGUUCGUGAGCAUUUAUUUUGUGUGGGUUUUGAUAAAAAUUAUGCUAAUAGUAUUUGGGUAUUUCAUGGGGAAGAACCUUCGCCAUCUAGAGUAGACGAUGAAGUUUUAAGUGAUGAGGAGUCUAAUGAUGGGCCGGUGAUGAUUUAUGACUUUCCACAAGCUGGUGAGGGAGAGACGAAUUUAGAAGUUCAAAAGUUUCACCAGCUUGUGCAAGAUGCUAAAACAAAAUUAUAUCCUGGUUGUGAUAAAUUCACAAAUUUGUCAUUCAUUCUCCGACUUCAUCAAAUGAAAUGUUUGUAUCGGUGGAGUGAUACAUCACUCAAUCAUAUGCUGCAAUUAUUAAAUGAUGUUCUUCCUAAUGGAUCAAACUUGCCAAAAAAUUUAUACCAAAUGAAGAAGAUCAUGGCUGAUUUAGGUUUAGGAUAUACUAAAAUUGAUGCAUGUCCUAAUGAUUGCAUGUUAUACUGGAAAGAGAAAGUUAAUGAUGAAAAAUGCAAUGUAUGUGAUGUAUCAAGAUGGAAAGAUCCACUAAUUGGAAAGAAAAGUGGUCCAGCAAAGGUGCUUCGACAUUUUCCACUAAUCCCACGUUUAAAACGUCUUUUUAUGUCACGUAAAACAUCUAAAUUAAUGAGAUGGCAUAAAAAGGGACAUAGUAAAGAUGGGAAACAAAGGCACCCUUCUGAUUCCUUAGCUUGGAAGAAUUUAGAUGAAAAAUAUCCAGAGUUUGCUCGAGAUGCUAGAAAUCUUAGACUUGGUUUGGCUAGUGAUGGUUUCAAUCCAUUUAGUAAUAUGAGCACUAAUCAUAGUACUUGCCCUGUUGUGCUUAUGGUGUAUAAUUUGCCACCUUGGUUAUGCAUGAAAGAUUCAUAUUUUAUAAUGUCUCUCCUUAUUUCUGGUCCUAAGGAUCCUGGUAACGACAUUGAUGUUUAUUUACAACCUCUAAUUGAUGAGCUAAUGGAAUUAUGGAAUGGUGUAGAGACUUAUGAUGCAUUAACCAAUGAUACUUUCAUAUUGCGUGCUGCUUUGUUGUGGACAAUAAAUGAUUUUCCUGCCUAUGGUAAUCUCUCGGGGUGGAAAACAAAAGGUUACUUGGCUUGUCCUCAUUGUAAUGUUGAUACAUGUUCUCAUUAUCUGAAAAAAAAGUAA